Messenger RNA from Triticum aestivum (bread wheat), 1831 nucleotides. Its product is annotated as GDSL esterase/lipase At2g04570. Gene Ontology annotation, molecular function: hydrolase activity, acting on ester bonds. The transcript has 3 exons. Bases 24 to 590 code for a protein of 188 amino acids. Lineage: Eukaryota; Viridiplantae; Streptophyta; Magnoliopsida; Poales; Poaceae. The record is from RefSeq and is a predicted model, not a curated record.
CGAAUUAAGAUCCAGCGUCGAAGAUGUCCUCACAAGUCGUGCGGUACUGGCCACUGAUCUUGAUGCACCUCCUGCUGUCAUCCGGCAGCGGGGCGACGGCCGGGAAGGUCCCCGCGAUCAUCGUGUUCGGGGACUCCACGGUGGAUUCCGGGAACAACGAUUACAUCCCCACCGUCGCCAGGGGCAACUUCCCGCCGUACGGGCGCGACUUCGAAGGCGGCGUCGCCACCGGCCGGUUCACCAACGGCCGCCUCGUCACCGACUUCAUGUCGGAGGCGCUCGGCUUGGCGUCCUCCGUGCCGGCCUACCUCGACGGCAGCUACACCGUCGACCAGCUCGCUAGCGGCGUCAGCUUCGCUUCAGGAGGCACCGGGCUGGACGCUAUGACGGCAAAAAUCGCGAGGAAGAAGAAGCCCGGUUGGAUGCUCCACGACAUGGAGGUUCACAACCGGGACGUCAAUCUCUUCAGCGCGAUUUUGCGGAACGCUUUCAGAAUCUCCACAAGGACUAUUUUGCAGAGAACCCCACCUUCAAGGCAAGGAUGUUUCGCAAUAGGUAUAGAAUGCAUCGUCCUCUUUUUCUGCGCAUAGCAAGUGCUAUAGAGGCACAUGAUAGCUAUUUUUCCCUGAGAAGAAAGUGCUGGUGUUCCUGGUUUACAUCCUUAUCAAAAAUUGACCUCAGUAUUUCGAAUCCUAGCUUAUGGGAUAGCAGCUGAUCUUAUUGAUGAGUAUUGUCGGCUAGCAAAGUCCACCGCUUUAGAAAAUCUUAGAAGAUUUGUGCGUGCUGUGAUCGAGGUCUUUGGGGGUCAAUACCUGAGAUCUCCAAAUGCUGAAGAUACUGCUAGAUUACUUGCAAUUGGAGAGCAAAGGGGGUUUCCGGGUAUGCUCGGAAGCAUCGACUGCAUGCUGUGAUCGAUGUCUUUGGGGGUCAAUACCUAAGAUCUCCAAAUGCUGAAGAUACUGCUAGAUUACUUGCAAUUGGAGAGCAAAGGGGGUUUCCGGGUAUGCUCGGAAGCAUCGACUGCAUGCAUUGGAAGUGGAAAAAUUGCCCUACUGCACACAAAGGUUUUUUUGUUGGCCAUAAACGCGUACCCACGGUCAUUCUUGAAGCCGUUGCUUCACAAGACUUUUGGAUUUGGCAUUCUUUCUUUGGUUUACCAGGAUCUCAUAAUGAUAUAAAUGUCCUCCACCGUUCACCCGUGUUUGCAAACCUAGUUGAAGGGCAUGCUCCAGAAGUGAAUUAUACCAUCAAUGGUCACAACUACAACACGGGGUAUUACCUUGCAGAUGGCAUAUAUCCGCAGUGGGCAACUUUUGUGAAGACAAUUCCAAAUCCCAAAGGUGAGAAGAACAAAAAUUUCUCCCGGUUUCAAGAAGCAUGUCGGAAGGAUGUCGAACGAGCCUUUGGUGUUCUGCAAGCUCGUUUUGCUAUUGUACGUGGACCGGCAAGGUAUUGGGAUCUGGAGACACUCGGAGAAGUGAUGACAGCUUGUAUCAUCCUGCAUAACAUGAUAAUAGAAGAUGAGCGUGGAAGUCGUGUAGACUACCGCUACGAUAACAUGGGAGAACUAGUGACACCUUCUCACCGAGAGGCGGCUACAUUGACUCAGUUUCUUCAAGCUCAGAGUGAUAUUCGAGACAAACAAGUUCAUUGUCAGCGGCAAGUUGAUCUAGUUGAGCACCCGUGGCAGAUCCGUGGACUGAUGUAGCUUUCAAUAAUGUAGUCUAUGUCACCAUUUUAGAUUAUGCAAGUGUGUACUGUUUUUCAAUUAUAAUGGGAGUGUAAGCACUAUCUGUAUCAUUUUCUAAAUAAUGGAAGCAAUAGUUUACUA